GACAGAUGACAGUUGACACUUGUGUUGUUAUCUCUGCGUGUUUUGAAAAUGACGUCCCAACUAGAACAUCAAGCAAAUUUGCUUUCCGACUGCAUAAAUUCUCUAAAAACGUGGAAAGAACUAAUAGACACACAUUUAGAGGGCGAGGAGAAGUCUGCUGAAGUUAACGAAUUGGAAGAAAUUGUCAAAGAGUACUGUCUCAUCGAUUUCACUGCCUCGAAGACCUCCGAAGCUUGUCAGGAAGUUGUUGAUUAUUUUGCGGAAGAGUCUGCCGACCCGAACGUCGAUGUGGAUGAUUUGUACAAGGAUAAGUUAGCACAGAAGCAGGAGAGUUUUUGUGGUAACUAUUCGCAGCACAAAAUUUGGAAGGAAGUGUUUCAAGGGAUCACUGAUCAUGAUGUGGAGGAAGUUCAAGCAAGCCAAAGUGAAGAACCGGUGGAAUAUGAAGAAAUGAAUGACUCGAUAUUUUAUUCAAAUGUGUUUACCCCACCCGUGGACCCUAUAAGUAAAAAAGUGAUUAGAGAUCCUUAUAAGAACAGGAAGUGUGGACAUGUGUAUGAAUACAAAUUUAUUCUGCAGUAUAUAAAGUCAAUGAAGAAUAAAGCAAAGUGUCCUUAUAUAGGUUGUAGCAAUAAGAACAUUAGUGUGAGGGAGUUAGUGCCUGAUAAGGAAACACAAAAUAAAAUCAAUAACUACCUGAGUCAAGCCAAUCAGAAUAGUUCUCAAGGGUCAGUUGAUAGUGAAAAUGAUUAAUUAAAUUUAUAUUUUUGUAUUAUUUGUAAUAAACAUAUUUAAGAUUC
Molecule: messenger RNA, 800 nt
Organism: Zophobas morio
Lineage: Eukaryota; Metazoa; Arthropoda; Insecta; Coleoptera; Tenebrionidae
Product: E3 SUMO-protein ligase NSE2-like
Exons: 1
Coding region: 49-753 (234 amino acids)
Biological process (GO): protein sumoylation; double-strand break repair via homologous recombination
Cellular component (GO): nucleus; Smc5-Smc6 complex
Molecular function (GO): zinc ion binding; SUMO ligase activity
Source: RefSeq, a predicted model, not a curated record